Molecule: messenger RNA, 672 nt
Organism: Caenorhabditis remanei
Lineage: Eukaryota; Metazoa; Nematoda; Chromadorea; Rhabditida; Rhabditidae
Exons: 4
Coding region: 1-672 (223 amino acids)
Molecular function (GO): protein binding
Source: RefSeq, a predicted model, not a curated record
AUGUCUGAUCCAUCUCCACGUGGAACAAAGCGAAAAGGCGAUGCACCCGCGCACCCAACUGCACCAAAAAAGAGAAAUCCUGUCGCAUUCGAUGAAUCGGAUCCCGAUCUCUACGACGUCAUCUUGGCGGUGGAGGAGAAGAAGUUCUAUGUGAACAAAAAACAAUUGGCCCUCCAUUCCAUGUUCUUCCAUCGCAUGUUUUAUGGAGGAUUCGAAGAGACCAAGAAGGAGGAGAUCGAAAUCAAAGACGUCUCAGCAGACGACUUUCAGAAAUUUUUGGAAGUGGUCCAUGGCUUGGAAUAUGUGAACGACUCCAUCGUCGAGGAGCUCAUUGAGCUCGCUGAUCGGUUCGAUUGCGAGCACAUCCUCAAAAAGUGCAAGGAGCAUCUUAUGGGAAUCAACAACGUGUCUUCCAACAAAUUGUUGAGAAUGGCAGUCCGCUACGACAUGAAGCAGUUGAAGGAAAAUGUUCUCUCAAAAGUCACAACAACAGAAGAGGCAAUAGAUCUGUAUACUACAAACGAGUUCGAUGAGGAGACGAUGAAUAUCCUUCUUGAUAAAUCGUUUGGAAUAACAUCAGGCUUUGCUUCCGCCCAAGAUGAUUUAUCUGGAGUGUCUGCUAUUGCGAGUUCCCUUAUUGCGCAUCGUUUGCUCGCAGCCAUGGUCGAAUAG